UCCCCGCUCAGGCACUUCUUUCUUAUCCAUCUUUCUUUCUCGCUCUCGACACAGCGCGACGGAGAGCAGUAUCUUCUGCUGUUCCGAGGAGUUGGCAGUGGCAUCGGGGACGGCGGAUCACGCGUGAGUGGAACUGAGACGCAGACGACAGCGAGAUGUAUUCGAAGACCAUCAACAGCCAACAGGCGAGCCAGGAACACGUACUCGCCGUGUCCCGGGACUUCAUCGCGCAGCCCCGGCUCACUUAUAAGACAGUAUCUGGAGUAAACGGUCCACUGGUGAUAUUGGACGAAGUGAAGUUCCCAAAGUAUGCCGAGAUCGUACAGCUGAAGCUUGCAGAUGGCUCAUUACGUUCUGGCCAAGUGCUCGAGGUGUCCGGCUCCAAAGCUGUGGUCCAAGUGUUCGAGGGCACAUCGGGUAUUGACGCGAAGAACACUCACUGCGAAUUCACCGGUGAUAUCCUGCGGACCCCAGUAUCCGAGGACAUGUUGGGCCGUGUGUUCAACGGCUCAGGCAAACCGAUUGAUAAGGGCCCGCCGAUCUUGGCGGAGGAUUACUUGGACAUCCAAGGUCAGCCUAUCAAUCCAUGGUCGCGUAUCUAUCCAGAAGAGAUGAUUCAAACGGGAAUAUCAGCCAUCGAUGUUAUGAACUCCAUCGCUCGUGGUCAGAAGAUUCCUAUUUUCUCCGCUGCUGGUCUGCCGCAUAAUGAGAUCGCCGCACAAAUCUGCCGUCAAGCAGGCCUCGUGAAGGUACCCGGCAAGUCCGUGCUGGACUCGCACGAGGACAACUUCGCCAUCGUGUUCGCGGCGAUGGGUGUCAACAUGGAGACAGCGCGUUUCUUCAAGCAGGACUUCGAGGAGAACGGCUCGAUGGAAAAUGUGUGCCUCUUCCUGAACUUGGCCAACGACCCGACAAUCGAGCGCAUCAUCACGCCACGUCUCGCCCUGACUGCGGCCGAGUUCCUGGCGUAUCAGUGCGAGAAGCACGUGCUGGUCAUCCUCACCGACAUGUCGUCGUACGCUGAAGCUUUGCGCGAGGUCUCAGCCGCUCGCGAAGAGGUGCCGGGUAGGCGCGGUUUCCCCGGUUACAUGUACACCGAUCUGGCGACCAUCUACGAGCGCGCCGGACGUGUCGAAGGUCGCAACGGCUCCAUCACGCAGAUCCCGAUUCUCACUAUGCCGAACGACGACAUCACUCACCCGAUUCCCGAUCUCACGGGCUACAUCACCGAGGGCCAGAUUUACGUCGACCGUCAACUGCACAACCGGCAGAUCUAUCCGCCUGUCAACGUGCUGCCGUCUUUGUCGCGUCUCAUGAAGUCCGCCAUUGGCGAGGGCAUGACGCGAAAGGACCACUCUGAUGUGUCUAAUCAGCUGUACGCUUGUUACGCCAUCGGGAAAGACGUGCAGGCCAUGAAAGCCGUGGUGGGAGAGGAAGCGUUGACGCCGGACGACUUGCUGUAUCUGGAGUUCUUGUCGAAGUUCGAGAAGAACUUCAUCUCCCAAGGCAGUUACGAGAAUCGCACGGUGUUCGAGUCGUUGGACAUCGGCUGGCAGCUCCUGCGAAUCUUCCCCAAGGAAAUGCUUAAGCGAAUCCCGGCCAGCACUCUCGCGGAAUUCUACCCGAGGGACUCGCGUCAUUAAUUAAUCGCCGUUUUAUUUAUGAGAGUCUAGCCUUAUAUAUAGCCGUAUAUAACAUCAGAUCGUUGGAAGUUUUUGAGAUGAAACGGCGAAAGUCACACGCGUUAUUAUUACCAGUCUGCGACCCUCUGUUCAUCUGACAUUGAUUAGAACAAAGAAAGAUUAACUAUACUCACGUAUUCAAAGAGUACAUCGACGUAAUUUGACAAGAGAAUAAUUCAAACGACGCUUGCUCUUUUGGGAAGAAAGUAAUUGAAGAAAGAGUGACGCGCUUUGUUACACGCUAUGAAUAUUUAACGGUACAAGCUACAGGAUCGUUUCCUUUUUUCUUUUUUUUUUUCCGUUUCUUGGAUGUGCAAUGAAAAAGUGAGGAGUCAAUAUCGUUCGACAAUUUAACAGCGGAGCUAGCUCGGAAUCCUACGGACGGAUCUGUAGUCGCGGUUCCGGUGCUGUGUGUGUUGCCUAUCGUGAAAAUAAAAACUGCGAAUAUAUCGUUUCAACUUUAACGUAUGCCUCUCGUGCUUAGAGCGGUGCUCACUCACGCUAAGCCGACCAUUGUAAAGUGUAAUAUAUCAUUCAGUAUUAACAUAGAAGAAAAGUAUAGCAGGACACGUAGUUCGUGAACACAUUGUACUUGCGUUUCCUACAUUCCACUUGCGAAAUUCACAUGCAACAUGUUUUAUGCGUUUGAACCAAAUCCAACGGAGAGAUGUGUAACAAGAAAUGUACAGAUACUUAUUUAGAGGACGUUCUGAGCGAAACAUUAUCGUGUAUUGUCUCUACGAAAGGCAAGAUGUAUAUGUUAGAAAUAGAGAAUUAAAGAAAUAUUGUUGUCUUUGGAUCGUUA
Molecule: messenger RNA, 2487 nt
Organism: Harpegnathos saltator (Jerdon's jumping ant)
Lineage: Eukaryota; Metazoa; Arthropoda; Insecta; Hymenoptera; Formicidae
Gene: Vha55
Product: V-type proton ATPase subunit Vha55
Exons: 4
Coding region: 156-1643 (495 amino acids)
Biological process (GO): proton transmembrane transport; vacuolar acidification; ATP metabolic process
Cellular component (GO): proton-transporting V-type ATPase, V1 domain
Molecular function (GO): proton-transporting ATPase activity, rotational mechanism; ATP binding
Source: RefSeq, a predicted model, not a curated record